CUGUGAUUCCUAGAUCCUUGUAUUUAUAUAUAAAAUUUUUAAUCUUAUUCGUCUAAAGUCUUACGUCCGUCAUAAUAGUUAAAUUAUAAAUGAUAGAAUGUCUUAAAUCGACUUGAGAGUUUGCGACAUGUGUUUGGAAUGUAGUCUUAGCAAUAUACGUUUUCAUGUGAAACUUACAUAUUGCUGUCACGGACUAUAAAAGAAAGAAAAUCAUCAUGUCAAGACAUUCCUUUAGACAUUUCUGUGUACCUCCAAGUGUAGGGGACGAAUGAAGAUGAUGAUAUUUUAUUAGUGACAAAAUACAGGUAGGCCUAACGGUGUCGCGUCGCCGAGCCGUAAUCAAUAGUUAGCUGUUACGUCUCGCGCCGACGAGAUGGACCCUUCCAUAUUUCUUCACUACACGGCGCCCAACGGGCUGCCUCAAGAGUCGAAGCUGGCGACAUAUAUGAAACAUACUCCCACUUCCACAUCUAUGAGGCCUUUGACUCAGGCACUCAGUAGGAUUUCCUUAGAGGAUCCCAAUGCCAAUAGCAGGGUCCAGGUGCCAGUGCAGAUCAAUGAGUAUGUCUUUCUCAAUCCUGUGACUGCAGAGACUUCAGAUAAUGCUUCUCCUUCUAGACCAGCCCCUACAACACCACAUCCACAAGUGCAUCAGGAAAAUGUGGGUGGAACUACUUACUUUGUCUACUCUACUGGCUCUGAAGGAUUAAACUCGAGUCACAAUACAUCAGGAGGCUUAGGUGCAGAUGCGAACUUACUUGGUCCCAGCACCAGCGCUGCAGUGCCAAAUCCCUAUGCUUCCGCUAUGUACAGAACUCCACCACCCAUGGGUUUGACUGAUAAAUCAGGUCAAGAUAAGUCAUGUUAUGUGUAUCAGCGAAAUGAAGGUGUCUUCAUGCAACCAGACAUGAUGCAAUUUCCGGAGAACGUGGAAAUGUACUCGGAGCUGAUGCCGCUAGAAGGCUCAGCGCCACACUCUAUGGCGACUUCAUUCCGUGUUACGCACCGUCAAAGCUGCGACUAUUACGCCCUGCGGCGUCUUCACGCGUUCUCUAACGUGUCCCCCACGACUCGACGCCUCGAAACCUGGAAGCACAUUGACCACCCGAACGUCGUUCGUUUGCAUGAUUAUUUCACUACCACUGCAUUCGGGGACCACUCUAUGAUCCUUGUGUACGAUUAUCACGCGACAGCCGUGACAUUAAUGAACAAGUAUUUAUCGGGCGCGGGAAGUGCGGUAGCUGACGGCAAUAGCGCCUACCAUGAUCCAUUCUCCUCAGAUCCUGACGCGCCUCGGCCUUACACUCAUCAGAAAAAUGCAAUGCUCCGCGCCGUUGCGAGUGGCGCUCUACUGCCCGAGCAUGUGUUGUGGAGUCUACUGGUGCAACUGACAGCCGCUCUGCGCGUCAUCCACGCGGCCGGCCUUGCUUGCAGAACCUUGGACCCCACCAAGGUGUUGAUAAGUGGAUGUCGUAUACGCAUUGCGUGGUGCGGUGUGGCGGAUGCGCUUCACUCCAAUCUCAGCGACGUCGGUCAGGCCCAGCAAGAUGACCUGACUUCCCUGGGUCGCCUGACCUUGGCCCUGGCUUGCCGCACGAUCCACUGCGACAACUUACCCGCAUCUAUUGAACUUGUUGCCAGGACCUAUUCUGCUGAUUUGAAAAAUCUUAUUUUGUAUUUAUUGUCGUCAACUUCUGCUCGUCGCUCUGUCACCGAUCUAAUGCCAAUGAUCGGGGCCCGAUUUUAUAAUCAGGUGGAAUCACUGGAGCGACGUACAGAUGAGCUUGAACAAGAUCUCGUUCGUCAAUACGACAACGGUCGUCUCUUGCGUAUAUUGAUCAGGUUGGGCGUCGUCAAUGAACGUCCGGAAUUAAACUUGGACGCUGCCUGGUCUGAGACUGGCGACCGUUAUAUGCUGAAGUUGUUCCGGGAUUAUUUGUUCCACGCCGUCACACCAGACGGACGGCCAUGGUUGGACCAAGCCCACUUGGUACAUUGUCUCAACCAACUUGAUAGCGGCUCCAACGCCAAGGUGGAACUGAUGUCCCGCGACGGCCAGAGUAUUUUGGUGGUCUCGUACGCAGAACUGAAGCACUGCCUCGAACAAGCUUUUGACGAGGUGAUGCUAGCGUCUACGCCCACUACCUAGCAAUUAACGCCGACCACUGCCCCACAUAUCGCAGAGCGGCUGGUCACCAAUACACCCUUUAUGCCAUUCUACAAUGUACAACCGAAUGAUGUAUCAAUGCCUGUAUUACUACCUUAUUAUAUGAUGUAUCCACAAUAAACUUGCUUAAACGUUACUGUCAUCCAAUAUGCCAUUUUUAAAUGUUGCAAUGGCUUAAUUACUGAUAGCGUAUGUGGUGUUUUCAAAAUUAUAUUUGUAACUCUAAAUGGCAUAUUAUUUAUUUUUAAAUAGCCGAUGAUAGCCGAUAAUAAGUCCCAAUUCAACACACAAAGUACAUACAUACUUUUCACAAUACGUAUUCAUUUUUUGAAUGCUAAAAGCGAGUUAGCACAUUUUUUUAUUAUUGUAUUUUUUAUAAAUCGAUACGUUCAAACAACCAAUAAGAUUUCGUUAUAUCUCUAAUCUGAGAGGCAUGUCAUAUAAUGCAAUCAUCUUGUUGUUUAGAUACAUAUUGAUGAGAUUUAAUUUUGAGCUUUGAUUUAGGCCGUUAUUUUGAAUGCUGAGCGUAUUGCGAAUUGUACUUUACUAUGUUUUGAAUUCGGACCGUACCGUGUUAUAAUUACGGAAGCGAAGUUUUUAACUUACGACUUCAAUGUGCCCUGCUGUUACAAUGUAAUAAAAUUGAAUUCUGUAUGGAUCAUUUUUAGGUCUAGGGUUUUACAUCAUUAUACCAAGGUAUAAUAUACCAAAAUCAAGACUUCAGUGCAUGGUACGUAGAAGAUGACUCGUUUCCGUAAACAUACAUAUAUUUAGACUUAAUAAUUAUUGUACACAUUGGAAUGAUUGAAACUGCUUGUUCGUGAUGUCCUGUACGACGUCACGGGGUAACCAUAACCCCCCGAAGUUGCCCUUAUCAGGAAGUGGCGGUCAGUUGGAGUCGAUUUAAAAAAAGAAAGGUUAUGUGUUUAUUAGCUUAGUCACUAUACGUAGACAUUAAAGCAAUUGCUGAUAUUAUCAUUACAUUGAAGUAUUUAUGGUGCCAAUGCUGUAACUCGUGUUAUCUCUGCGAUACAAAAACGUGUUGUUAAAUGUCAUAACAUUCAAUACCUCUGCGAAAAGUAGUAUAACAUAUAUAUAAUCGAUGUGCAGUAGAUACAUUACUCGUGAUUUUCAUUGAUGUCUUAAAAUUAAUGUACAUUAUCAUAAUUUGUGUAUUUCAUGCAACGUCUAUAAGUCGGACUUAUCGCCACUGAGCGAUAUCAGUUUUACUGGAAAUGCGUUGAUUAUUGGAUAUUGCAGAAUGCAAUAGCGAGCAAUGUACUUUUCUUUCCAGUAAACGCUAUGUCUAAUGACAUUUCUGUGUAAGGGAUGGAGGUGGGGCAUCCAAAGCGCUUCUCAGAGCGAUUGUCAUAUGCCUUCGUUGUAACGCGAUCUCAUUUAUAGAAGUGAUGACGGUCGUGUUCGCUUUUGAUGCGAUACGUUGGUUCCAAGUUCUAAAUUCUGUGUGAACACCUAUUUUUAACUCGGCCACAUUAAACUUUUAAGUGCUCGUAUAGUUAAGUAGUAUAGCACUUUGAAGUACCGUAUUGAUCAGCUGCCUGAACAAACGCCACAUACAUUCCAAAAUAUCAAAGCGAUCAAACGGCUGCUAAUGAGCAAUGAGCAGGUUACUGGGUCUCUUUCACGAAUAAAUUUUGAUGAAUGACAAAAAACCGAAGUCAAAAACAUAGAUAUAAGUAGUAAUAUUGAGGAUUUUUGAUUAUAAUUACAAUACAUUUAUAAUUAAUUGCAUGACCUCACUUAAUGCAGUUGUAGUUCAGUGUAGUGAGUGUUCCGAUUUCAUAUGUAUACGUGUCUAUAUAUCUAUGUCUGGCUUUCUCAUCUGUUAAAUAAUAUGAAAAGGGAGGUUUUCGUUAGUUCAUGGGAUUAAGACAAACUACGCUUUUACGAUUCUCCAUGAUGUUUCUAUAAGCAACUCGACUGACUCGAUUUCCUUCCUGUUUUCUUGUCCUUAAUUUUGAGAGCUAGAGCGGUUUGCUGUGGUUUAAAAUAUCUGAAACUUGCGUAAAAGUAAACUUGGUACAUACAUUGAAGAAAAACGUUAAAAACUAAAUUUUCUGAAUUAAUUUCAUUCUGGGUGUACUGUGUAGAAAGCCUUCAGAAUUAAUUUCAUUACAUCAUCGGUAUUUUGGGGACAAUCGAUGAGACCAUUUUUAAUGUGUUUGAGCAAAUGUGUACGUGUAAUAUUCGUGCCAAUGAGCGCACAUGAUGCGACCCCCGCAAACUUGCCGACGUGCAUGCAGCUAUUGUUUUGACACGUAGAUCUAAAUUUGUAUUAUUUGUAGAUCAAAAGAUGACGACUUGCGACUAGACCCACCUGAAUCGCGGGGAUCUUUUCAAUAUGC
Messenger RNA from Hyposmocoma kahamanoa, 4533 nucleotides. RefSeq names its product PAN2-PAN3 deadenylation complex subunit PAN3 (gene PAN3). The transcript is spliced from 16 exons. Gene Ontology annotation, biological process: mRNA processing; nuclear-transcribed mRNA poly(A) tail shortening; protein phosphorylation. Lineage: Eukaryota; Metazoa; Arthropoda; Insecta; Lepidoptera; Cosmopterigidae. Bases 374 to 2149 code for a protein of 591 amino acids. Gene Ontology annotation, molecular function: ATP binding; protein kinase activity; poly(A) binding. The record is from RefSeq and is a predicted model, not a curated record. Gene Ontology annotation, cellular component: PAN complex; P-body.